GUCUCACCUCUGCCUCUGUCCCUGCAGGUUUCUGAUGGCUCAGCCCCACUGGACUCGUCGGAGGGUGCCAUGAACUGAGCGCCCAGCUCCUUUUCGUUUGGUUUCCCUUGGUUCUUCGUCGUUUCCUCUCCCUCCCCUCCCCCCCCCCCCAGCAUUUUUCAUGAGAACAUUUUAAAAGGGGGUUCCUCUCGCACUCCCCCGAGUGACGCUGUGCUGCUGCGGUGAGGAUCUCCUGAGAAGAUGGGGAGGAAAAAGAUCCAGAUCCAGCGGAUCACAGAUGAGCGGAACCGGCAGGUGACCUUCACCAAGCGCAAGUUCGGCUUGAUGAAGAAAGCCUACGAGCUGAGCGUGUUGUGCGACUGCGAGAUCGCCCUGAUCAUUUUCAACCACUCCAACAAGCUGUUCCAGUAUGCCAGCACCGACAUGGACAAGGUGCUGCUCAAGUACACUGAGUACAACGAGCCCCACGAGAGCCGGACCAAUGCGGACAUCAUUGAGACAUUAAGAAAGAAAGGUUUUAAUGGCUGUGACAGCCCGGAGCCCGACGGAGAUGACUCGAUAGACCAGAGCCCCUUGAUGGAGGAUAAAUACCGUAAAGGCAGCGAGGAUCUGGAUAUCCUGUUCAAGCGAUACGGUUCUGCAGUGCCCACGCCAAACUUUGCCAUGCCAGUGACGGUUCCUGUGACCAACCAGAACACGCUGCAGUUCAGCAGCCCAGGCAGCUCGUUGGUGACCCAAUCCCUGGUGACCUCGUCGCUGACUGACCCCCGGCUCCUCUCACCACAACAGCCAGCACUGCAGAGGAACACCGUGUCCCCAGGGUUGCCGCAGCGGCCAGCCAGCGCAGGGGCGAUGCUUGGGGGUGACCUGAACAACACCAACGGAGCUUGCCCAAGUCCUGUGGGCAACGGCUACGUGAGUGCUCGUGCCUCCCCUGGUCUCCUUCCCGUCUCCAACGGCAGCACUUUGGGCAAGAUCAUCCCAGCCAAGUCCCCUCCACCGCCACCCCACAGCACGCAGCUCGCCACCAACAGCCGCAAGCCGGACCUGCGCGUCAUCACCUCGCAGAGCGGCAAAGGGCUGAUGCACCACCUGACGGAGGAUCACUUGGCUCUGCAGAACACACAGCGGUUAGGUGUCUCCCAAGCGACUCACUCUCUAACCACGCCGGUUGUUUCUGUGGCCACCCCGAGCCUGCUGACACAGGGGCUGCCGUUCUCUGCCAUGCCGACUGCGUACAACACAGAUUAUCAGCUGACAAGUGCUGAGUUAUCUUCACUGCCAGCAUUCAGCUCACCUGGUGGGUUGUCCCUUGGCAACAUCUCUGCCUGGCAGCAGCAACAGCAGCAGCAGCAGCAGCAGCAACAGCAGCAGCAGCAACAGCAGCAGCAGCAACAGCAACAACAGCAACAGCAGCAGCAGCAACAACAGCAGCAACAACAACAGCAGCAGCAGCACCUGGUUCCUGUAUCACUAGGAAAUUUAAUACAAGGAAGCCACUUGUCCCACACCACCACUUUGACUGUCAACACCAACCCCAACAUCAGCAUCAAGUCGGAGCCCGUCUCACCCAACCGGGAACGAAACACUGCCACCCCACUCAGCACCUUCCCCCACCAGCCCCGCCACGAGCCCACCGGCCGCUCGCCCGUCGACAGCCUCAGCAGCAACACCAGCUCCUACGAGGGCAGUGAGCGAGAUGAUCCCACUCGCACCGACUUCAGCUCCUCCCUGGGGCUGCUGCGCCCCGGUGGUGAGGCCGAGGGGGAGAGCCCUUCAGUGAAACGCAUGCGGUUGGAUACCUGGGUCACAUAACAGGUCCCCAUCAUCCCCAGGAGCGCCGCUGGCUCGCAGCGGGGGAGGGAAGGGGGGGGGGGGAGGGAUUCUGGGGACGAAACGGGUUUUAGGGGUUGGGGUGGGGAGAUUAUCAUAAACUGCCUGAGAAAUAGCUUUAGGAUUUUGUAGGCGUUCAUUCUAGCACAAACGGGCGACGCACGCAGUUCGUACAGCUGGGAGCUGGGAGUUCCAGGGUGGGUGGCACGGAAAUCGAAUUGGAGCUGGGGGCUGUGGGGCUGCGCUGGUGCAGCGAUGCGGGCGCUGAGCAUCACUGAGAGCUGCCCCACAGCCCGGGCAGGAGGGGAUGGUUCAGUCCCAGGGAACGAGGCUGCGGUGCUGCAGCAUUGCUUGGAGGUGUGGGGGGAAAAUGAGACAGGUUUAAGGCUUGAUCUUUGCUGUUUGGGUGAGAGGUGGUUGUGGACAUCAUCAUCCUUCCCUGCAGAGAAGGGGGCAUCGCUGCUUCUGGCCACGGUCAUCCAAAACCUGCAGCCACUUCUGCUGAGGUCCCACUGAGCCCUGCAGGGUGCUUGGCUGUGGCAGGGCUGGUUUGGGAGAAACGGUUGUUUUAACCAAAAAAAAACCAACAAAAAAACCCCAACAAAAACGUGCAAGUGUUUUAAAAUGCAUUCCCUGUUCUGUACGGGUCAAAGCUUUAAGUUAGAAGCUGGGAGUAAAUCGUUGCUGUUGAAGGAUUGCCACUGAAAUAACAUCCUUAGGCAGGAUCCCUGCAGCAGCCUCGGCCACCUGGUUCAGUGGAAGGAAAAAGGGCACGAGGGAAGCAGGGGAAGUUCUGGAGCUGCUCUGUGGUGCCAUCUCUGCCCCUGUCCCUUCUCAGGACUGUGAGGACGGUCCUCUGGCCACACCAUUCCUCUCCACUGAAGCUUGUGGUUGCAGAAUGGCGCAGAACCUGCCCCAAAACCUAAACUCGUCCUGCUUCAGGGCCUCAGGGUGGUCCCUGGGGGAUGGGGGCUGCGCAUCUGCCUCCUCCCGGAGAUCCCAGCAGAGUUUUAGGGAGGUUCCAGCCCAACCUGUUGCAGGGGGCGGAUUGUCAUGAAACGAACGUGGGCAACUUGAGGCGAGCAGUCAGAGGAAGGCCUCCGAAAAUUCAGCUGGGAGCGAACGGUGACGGCUGUGGAGAGGCAGCACGGAGCCAACGCAGCCCCGCAUCCCUGCGCAGAGCUGAAAGAGCUGUGCGCUGGCAGCGACCUCCUGCUGAAAUCCUUUGAAAAGUCCCGUUUGCCACCAUUUAUCCAAAGGCUGAUUUCGUUCUGAAGGCAAAAAAUGCUGGUGUUCCGUUCCUAUUGCGGCGCGCCGGGGGGACCCACGUGGGCAGAUUCUGUGCCGCCUACCCCAGUCCUUCUGUCUCUGCCUCAAACCCUGCACGGUGUGCGCCGGGCUUCUUGUCCACACCGAGGUGACGUGGAUCUGUCCCCACGUCCCAGCUCCGUCCCUCUGUCCCAGCUCUGUCCCCGCGUCCAUCCAGGAAGCAGCCACACCUGCGUGCAUCGGACCCACACGGCAGCUCUUUGCACGGCCUCGCUUUGGAAAAUUAGGUGGGAUUGACGAUGUCUCGUCGCUCUCAUUUCCUUUUCUUUUUCCUGACCGUCCUGCAAGAAAAAUGAACGCCGCAACCAAACGUUUUCCAGCCCCGCAAAGGAGCGGCAGGGCAGCAGCGCGGCGCUUGGAGGGCGAUGGAACAUUUCUGCUCAUUGACUUCACGCCCUGACUUCACAUCUCAGAGAGCCAGAAAAAAAAAGGAAAAAAAAAAAUAACAGAAAAAAAAA
This is a messenger RNA of Meleagris gallopavo (turkey), 3620 nucleotides long. Lineage: Eukaryota; Metazoa; Chordata; Aves; Galliformes; Phasianidae. The record is from RefSeq and is a predicted model, not a curated record.